Molecule: messenger RNA, 3372 nt
Organism: Moneuplotes crassus
Lineage: Eukaryota; Ciliophora; Spirotrichea; Euplotida; Euplotidae
Source: the annotation of a GenBank genome assembly
AUGAAUUUAAUUGUCAAUUAAACUCUAAAUUUAUCAGAGAUAAUUUAAAUAAUCACCUUCGUUCAUUACCAAUAAUAUAGAAGAAUCAUCAGGAGAAAGUACUUCAAGUGUCAGAGUCUCCCUCAGUUCAGAAAAUGAAGAGAACAACUCUGAAUCGUCAAGUGCUGAAGAACUGUCUAGUAAAGAUAUCCAGGAGAGUUUUGACCCUAAAACUGAGAUUCUUAAUCUCCAAGGAUGAAAAUUAAGAAAUUCUAAAGACCUAGCAAGAUUUUUGAGAAAUAACAAAGAGCUAGUGAAGCAACUCAUUUUGGAAGAUGCAGAGUUUAUCGAGGAUUGUGACGACCUUAUUUCCCAAUUUGACAGCGGAACUUUGGCAUUGCAAAUUCUUAACCUUAAUUAUUGAAAUAUUGGGGUCACUCAUACCAACCAUAUCUUGGAAAGCUUUUGCCAUGUCACCGAGCUUAAAGAAAUCUAUAUGAGAGGUCAUGAUCUCGUUAAAACAAAUAAGAUGAUUGGUAAAGCUUUCAUAACAUGAAAAUAAUCUCGAGAUCCUUGACAUCUCUGAUAAUGCAAUCGAAUUAGUUAAUCAAAGAUGUCUUGAUGCUCUACAGGAUCUUAUAGCUAACUCAAAGAAGCUCAGCCAUCUGAUCAUGAACGAUGUAAUCAUCAACGAAGAGGAAGGAAUAAAUUUCUUAGAUUCUUUUCAUAUGAACUCAACUAUUAUCUCUUGGGAAUAUGAGCAGCAUCCGAGUCUGACAAAAGAAACUAUCGAUAAAAUUGAGAAGGAGUUAUCAGUUAACAAGAUUAUUCACUCCCUGAUUAUAGAAAAUUAUGAUUUUGACCAUCCAAGCAACCUAUCACUUCACAAUAUGGAUUUAUCAAACGCAGAGUCUAUUAUAAAGUUUUUGAAAUGCAAUACAUCUGUUUAUGACGUAGAUUUAAGUCAGAAUUUAUUUGAUGAUAAAGAAAUUGGCAAGAUUAUUGAUUACAUAAUCACUAAGAAGAGGAACUUACAUUCAUUUAACCUCAGCUUCAACCACAUCAACAUUGCUGGGUGUCAGCAAAUCUGUAAAUUGUUUUACAAGGAUGCAGAGGUGCUUAACAUAGAUCUCAGUCAUAACCCCAUUGAAAAUGAUGGCUUCAUGGAAAUCCUGAAAUCUCUAAAGAAAAACAUGAUGACUAGGAAACUUUACUUGAAUGAAUGCGGUAUAAAAUACGAUGAUGAAGCUCCUGAUGUGAUCGAAUGACUCAAAAGAAACUGCUCAUUGAUCGCACUCUCCUUAGGUGGAAAUGUGAUAUCUCAAGGAGUGCUUGAAGCAAUCGAGGAGGAACUAUCUUGCAAUAGAGGCAUCAAUGACCUGAUUGCUCCGAUGUUUCAUGAUAAUAAGAUCAAAAAUCAUCAAUUAUCCCUUGCUGGAAGAGGAAUCUCUAAUUUAGAUUUCUUGGCUAAAUUUAUUAGAGAAAACCCUCAGAUAACAGGCAUGAAUUUGGAAGUAGAUGACUUCCAUGAAAAUGAGAUUGCUAAAGUAGCUAAAGAGCUCGAGGGAAAUACAGGCAUUAACCAAUUCACAAUGAGAGGAAAUAAGAAGAGAAAUAGACGCCAUGUUUAUGAUGAAGAUAUGAGCAAGUCUGGAGGUCUCUCUAUUAAUGUCAAGAGAAACAAACUCAACAAAGUCGAGUUUUUGGUUAAUUAUUUGAAAGAUAAUAGAAAUAUUCAGGUUCUUGAUUUGAGCAACAAUAAUAUUGGAAAUAAAGGAGUCAAGAAUAUCACCAAACUUCUUGAAACUAAUGAAGCAAUUACAGAAAUAAAUCUUUCAGAUAACAAUAUUGGAACUAAAGGUCUGAACAACCUCUGCUCAGCUUUGAGUUAUAACAAGUCUGUUGUGAAGCUAGAUAUUAGAAGAAACCCAAUUCCUUGGGGAGCAAAUAAAAUAUUGCUGGCUCUUCUGCAUAAAAAUCCAAAUAUUAAUGAAAUAAAGUACUCUCAUUACCAUGAAGAAGUGAAAGACUACAGUGAGUCUAUCCCUGAGCUUGAAGCUGAAGAGAUCAGAUUCCAGAGAGAAUUUGUAAAUAGACAGAUUGAGAAAAAUAAACCAAAGAGGAGUAAAUGCUCUUCCAUAUUUUGUUGAAUCUAUUAUUCAUUUGCUGAUGCAAAGGAAGAAGCGUUCAGGUUUAGAUACUGUCCGGAAAAAUUAGCCUUGCUUGAAGAGAGUAUGGAUUGGAUCACCUGGAUUCUAUAUAUCAAUGCUGCCUUAUUUUACUUCAUCUGUAUAUUCUUCCCAAUCAUCUUUGCAGGAAAGUGCGGUCAUGGUAUCAGCAUUUGGAGUCAUUUAAUCUACACUUUUUAUGCAAUGGUUAAUUUUGCGUUUGAGUUUUUUAUUGUUGUGAAAAUACAAAGACAACUUGAUGACCCAACACUUUUAGCUCUCAAUAGAUGGCAUUUUGUGGAAGCAUUAAUGGGACAAAUAGCAAGGGUUGAUUUUUAUACAGAUAUUUGAUUUAUUGUCUUAUUAACAGAGUGUCAUGUCACUGGAAUGAUGAUCCCAACAAUUACUUCAAUUACAUUGAUGCUUAUUUAUCCCAUCUAUAAGAUAUUCAGACUCAUUAAGAUCGAGUCUGAACUUCUUCACACACUUCCAAAGAUUGAAAGAAACUGCAAACUAAGCUUUAUCAGAGAAAACAUGAUGCUCGCAGUUGUCCUCGAUAGUUUCUGAAUCACAAAUUACGAAUAUCUCUGCAAGAAGAACAUCUUUUUCCCUCGUAUAAUGGGUGCGAUCACUCUUUUCUUCCAGGAUAUCCCUCAACUAAUCGUGCACAUGAUCUUUCUCUUCUUCGUGCACACCCAUGUUCCUCACAGUGACCUAACCGUAACCCUCUCUCUGGUCACCAGUGUUUUCGCAAUCAUGGUCUCCAGCUUCAACGUACUUGUCUCCCACCCGAACCACUUCGACCCGCUCCUGCUCCGCAUGGAACUGGACAAGAGGAAGAGAAGAAGCUACAGGUUCACGAACAGGAAUGAAUUUGAAAAUUGGAGGAAAAAAGCGUACAAAGAUGAAGACAGCAAGAAACAAGUCGACCAGAUUGCACUAGCCGAUGCCUCUGACAUAAGGAGUUCAGACAAGAACGCUACUGUUAUUACAGGUAAUAAUGGCAGAACCCAGAUGAAUCAUAGAAGACAACCGACUAUUGUAGAGGCUACAAGCUGACAAGAAAAUUAUGAGUCAAAUGUGGUAGAGUUGAGUGAUGAAGCGGAAGUUAAGAGAAAUCCAAGCACAUUGAUGAAGAAAUUGACCAGGAAGAACAAUGAAAUAGGUAUUCAUAAGCCAAACGAUUCGAUACAAUCUGAGAAAAAGUUGAUAGAUGAUUAGAGCA